ACUUUGUGAAAAUAAACCUAGGCUGACAAACAUCACCAGGGUGAAGAGUGUGACAACUUGCCCCGGUGUUAAUAGAUACAACCUACUUCCAAGACCGGAGUAAUCAUCCAUAGAGCCUACACUCGUUACCUUGCGCCCAUUUCCCGUUCACUACACUGGCGCUCGGCACAGAGGCGUUCUCUCCUUGUGGCCAAUCCCAGCAUCAGCUGUCAGGCGGAUUACCUCGAGCCUGGAGUCGCCUAAAACCCGUUUCGUUGGUGAGAUGGGAACAAUUUAACGUGAGCGACGUUUUAUAUAGUAACCGACAGCACCAGCAUCAUCAUCGUCUUGGGCUGUCGGGAGGCAAACGCACAAAACGCUGAAGUAGACAGCAGCAGCAGCAGCAGCAGUAGCACCACACCUUCCGUCCGCGAUAUUCCGAGCUCGCCUGGUGCACCGGAUUAGACGCCGCGGACCCGACCUCCAGGAUCCAUAAUGCCCGUUAAUCGAGCCUGACAACACCGAAAUGCUGCCGGGCUCUAUUCAGAUCACGGGAGAGGCGCUGUCCGGCGCGGAGAUCAAAGACAUCUGCGACAGUCUGAAGGAGAACAGCGUGCGGCUGCUGUCGGUGCGCGGCUGCCAGCUGUCUGACCGGGACUUCGGCCGCGUGUGUCGCGGCGUGGCGGAGUCGCACUCUCUCGCGCAGCUCAACCUCAACCUCGGCGUGGUGUCCACCAUCGGCCGGACCAAGCAGCUGGCAGAUGCUCUGAAGGCCAACAGAUCCCUCCAGACCCUCUUUCUCCACGGAAGUCCACUUUUAGAUGCAGGACUGGUCACCCUGAAUGGAGCCCUCUCCACGCACCCCUCACUGGUGUCCUUGGAUUUGGGGGACUGCAUGCUGGGAGAUGAGGCAGUUCGUCUCAUUUGUGGCAUGCUUCCUCCAGAUGGAGCCAAAUCGGGGCUUAAAGAGCUUACGCUGAGUGCCAACCCAGCCGUCAGCACGCAGGGUUGGGCUCGACUGGCCAUCGCCGUGGCUCAUAGCUCACAGUUACGGGUCCUCAACCUCGACUACAAUCCCUUAGGGGAUCACAUUGCUGGGAUGCUGGCUGUCGCUGUUGCAUCCAGUCGAACUCUUGAAGUUCUGGACUUGGAGGGAACCGGCCUCACCAAUCAGUCAGCACAGGUCUUCCUAGACAUGGUGGAGAACUACCCCACCAGCCUGCGUGUGCUGGUUCUAGCCGAGAACGACAUCAGCCCUGAGCUGCAGCAGCAGAUCUCUGAUCUCCUCUCUGAAGGCGAGGAGGAGGAGGAUAAGGACGGAGAGGCGCGCGGACGCUCGGUGCCCCCCAGGGAGAAACCCGCCUGGGUUCCCCACAGCAUAACUGCUUCUAAGAGGCUGGGGCAAAAGGGAAGUACAGAAAUUGACAUCACUCAUGCAUUGUUUAGGAGAGAUCAUUUCUACUUACGAAAUAGAAAUAUGGAUUUCUUAUAAGGGCCAAGUUGUGAGUUCUCUGUCCUGUAUAUCCUGAAGUCAUUAGACUUAGAGGUUAUUAUUAGCAAGGUUCAAUUUGAAAAGAAUAGUUCGGCUGGAAAUGAUCAUUCUCACAUCACUCCAAACCUAUUUGACUUUCUUUUUACGCAAAAGAUGAGAAUCCUGGCCAUUCCUUUCCAUAUAAUGAAAGUGAAUGGGGACUUGUUGGAGGUAAAAAAAAAAAAAAAAAAAAAAAACUUAAAAGUAUCAAAGAAGUACUCCAUUUCACUAAAACCAAUGACGUCAAUAGUGUUGAUGCUCCAUUUUCACAGAAAGACUGUUAUACUCAUUGAUUUUCAGAAAAAUAGCCUACAUUUUUUAAUACAUUAAUGAUUUUUGGUACAUUCUACAGAAGUGGAAUGGAUUACUUUUUUUGGUACUUUAAUGUUUAUUACAGUACCAUUACUGUACUUGCCUGUUCAAAAGUUUGUUUGUUUUUUUAAAGAUAUUUAUUCAGAAAGAACACAAACUGUAGACUUUUAGAUCAUCAAAUACACUCUGUUCUAACUGAACAUGUAUUUAUCAAGGAAUCAUGAAAAAGCCUUGCACAAAAACUAUUAAGCAGCACAACUGUUCUUAACAUUGAAAAUAAUGAGCAGCAAAUCAGCAUAUUAAAAUGAUUUCUCAUGUGUCUCAUGAUGCUGACGAUCACAGGAAUUAAUUAUAUUGUAAAAUAUAUUAAAAUAGCAAACUGUUAUUUUAAAUUAUAAUAGUAUUUCACAAUAUUUUUUUGUGAUCAAGUAAAUGCAGCCUUGGUGAGCAGUAUAGUGUAGGCCAGGAUGUUUUUCAAAAAUACAGCGGGUAAAAGAAAGUCAAUGCAGGUUUGAGGGUGAAUAAAAGAUGAGAGAAUGUGAACUAUCCCUAGAAAGAAGAAUCUUUAGUCGUUCAGAACUGGAAAAGCCAAAUUCCUGUCCUCUUCACACAUUGUCUCUGACCCUUCCAGACUCCUCCAGCUCCCAGAUGGUCCUGAUGACAUCAGGACUGGGUGAGAGCUUUUUGGCAGAGACAGAGAUGUGAUUCUGGAGCUGCCCAUGUUUUGCGAGACCACCAGCUAGUGCGCAGCCUCUCACGCCGCAUGACCUGUAGCACUUAGCGCAAGACAGUUCAAAGCUGGAACAGAAACCUUAAACACCAAGUGACUUAUAAUACGCAAUAGUGAAUUAUUUAUUUUACAGAUGUACAGUCUAUUUAUAAAUCUACUGUAUUUAACCAAUAACAGUAUACUCUGUUAGAUGAGCUGUAUAGGGUUAAUGUUAUGGCCUGAUGCCUGAAUAAAUCAGUUUACAACUUUU
Molecule: messenger RNA, 2802 nt
Organism: Cyprinus carpio (common carp)
Lineage: Eukaryota; Metazoa; Chordata; Actinopteri; Cypriniformes; Cyprinidae
Product: leucine rich repeat containing 73
Molecular function (GO): protein binding
Source: RefSeq, a predicted model, not a curated record